AUAAUGGGAGCCAGAGCUUUGCGUGCUAGGCUGAUGGAAAGGGAAAAAAAGAAAGAAAACAAAGAAGUUGUUUUAUAUUUUCUGUGAUUGACUAUUCAGCUAGUUAUACAGCUAUAAUCAUAGAAAACUUUAAAACGUUUUUUCAUCCAAAAUAGCGAGCCAGCUAGUGCACAAGCUGUGUAUAAUUAAGUAAAGAAACUUUUAUAAUGAAGAAAUACAAAAGUUUAGAAGAAUUUAUUCAUAUCCAAGAAGAACUGUUGCAGCUAGAACAAAAUGCUGAAGUACAAGAGAGGCACAUGCUUUACGAGAAUUGUAGUGUCAAAGAAUUGGAGAAAAGAGGUGUAUGUGUUCGAUACUUAACAGUUGAUCACCAAAAGACAGGAAUGUAUGGUCGAUUUCUUGUGAAAUUUAUUUUACCGACUUUAAAAUGCAUAACAGCAAAGGAGGAUGUAUCAGCAGCAGAUUGUAUAACUACUCAUAAAUUAACCCCAGGAGAUAUUAUUGGACUUUACCCAAAUAAAUCAGAAGGUAUUGAACCUCUUUCCACAGGUGUUGUAACUAACGCUCGUCGUGAUACUAUCUCAGUUGCUUUCAAUGAAGAUUUUGACACAAAUACAUGUCAUAUGUAUAAAAUGAUGAUUUUGACAAAUGACAUUACAUAUAGACGUUUGAAAAGCGCUUUAGCGUCCCUAAAAAGAAUUUCAUCACCUGCACCUUGUCUACACCUUGUUGAUCUACUCUUUCCAUGUCAAGUUGCGGGAAACUCAGCACAGUCAACUAAUCCAAUGCCAAUCAAUUUUUUCAAUGAAAAGCUUGAUGAUUCUCAAAAGAAAGCUGUUGAAUUUGCUUUAACAACAUCUUCACCCAUCUGUGUCAUUCAUGGACCACCUGGAACUGGCAAGAGUACCACAGUUAUUGAGGUCAUUCAACAAGCUGUUAAAGUACAUUCAAUGAAGGUGCUGGUAUGUGCUCCCUCAAAUAUUGCUAUUGAUAACUUGGUAGAAAAACUUGCAAGCAAGAACAUAAAUAUUGUUCGACUUGGUCAUCCAGCUCGUGUUUUGAAAGAAGUUCAGAAGCUAUCCCUAGAUGCUAUAUUAACUAGUAGAGACUCAAGUGACAUAAUUAAAAAUGUGCGAGCAGAUAUAUCAUCAACUAUUGGUAAAUUUAAGAAAUGUAGAGGUGAUGCUGAGAUACACGCCUUGAGAAGAGAAAUGAAAGACCUGCGAAAAGAAUUAGUUGAUAGAGAAUCAAAAGCUAUUAAGGAAGUACUUAGUAAUGCAAACGUUAUUUUAUCCACCACGACUAGUGCGUCAAAAGAUGGUCCACUAAAACAUUUGCCAAUCGACCAUUUUGAUUUGCUUGUUAUUGACGAGGCAGCACAGGCUAUGGAAAUUAGUUGCUGGAUCCCUUUGCAAAGUGUAUCAAGAUGUAUUUUGGCUGGCGAUCAUAAACAACUCCCUCCAACUAUCAUAUCAAAAAAAGCUGCAAAAAAGGGUCUCGAAGUUACGCUUCUGGAAAGGGUUGUCAAAGGUGUAGGAGAAAAUGUUGUAUGUAUGCUGACAACUCAAUAUAGGAUGCAUGAAAAGAUUAUGAGGUGGCCAUCGAAGAAAUUGUAUCAUGACAGAUUAACUGCAUCACCAAGUGUUGCUACUCAUCUACUUUCUGAUUUGGAAGGCGUUGAAAAUAUACCAGAGACAAACGAACCUGUUAUUUUUGUUGAUACUGCAGGAUGCAGUAUGUACGAGCUGCAAUCAGAUGAAAAGCAAUCAAAAGGAAAUAACUGGGAAGUUGAUAUACUUUCUCACCAUGUUGAUACUCUUGUCAGUGCUGGUGUCAAAAUGAUGGAUAUAGGUGUCAUAACACCCUACAAUCUUCAGGUUGAUUGCUUACACAAAGCUAUUCAUCCCAACCACCCUCUUGUGGAAAUACAUUCUGUUGAUGGUUUUCAAGGACGUGAAAAAGAGGCCAUACUAAUAUCUAUGGUUCGUUCAAAUGACAAUGGUGAGGUUGGUUUUCUUGCAGAAGACAGGCGUAUCAAUGUAGCAAUUACAAGAGCAAGGCGACAUUUAUUUAUGGUAGCAGACUCUUUUACUAUUUCCAAACAUCCAUUUCUUGCCUCUUUAUGUGAAUAUUUACAGCAAAACUGUGAUGUUAGAUCAGCGCAAACCAAUGACAACAUCGCUGUAUCUUCCAUUGUGAUGUCAACUGAGAAAUUUGAACUGCCAAAAGAGAUGUUAAAUAUGAAUAAAAACAAUGGUGAGUUAUGUAAAGAAGCAUCACCAUGUAAAAUUGAGCCAAAAAGCCCUGUUCAUGUUGAUGAUAAAACAAAAAGAGGACCGAAAAUAGCAGAAGUUAAAAGAAAAACACAAAAAGAAGAUGAAAAUGUGAAUUUAAAAAUACAAGAUAAAAGACAUCAUUUUGAAGAACAAAUAAGUAAUUUUGUGAAAUCAAACAAUUUAACCCUUUCGUUUCCUAGUCACCUUUCUUCGAAAGAAAGACUAAUGGUGCACGAAAUUGCAGAAGAACUGCAACUUCACCACUCUAGUGAAGGUGAAGGAAACUUGAGAAGAAUUGUUGUACGUAAACAGCCAGUUGUUUUAGAAGCAGUUCAACCCGAAAUUCAACCAGUUCAUACUAAGUGUCAUAUUUGUUCAGUUAUCGUGCCUACAUCCAAUUUUGAUUUGCAUGUUUUACGUUGUAAGAAACAAAGCUUGUCAAGGAAAGAACAUGAUGUUCAAAGCCCAACUAAGAAGACAACAAAAAAGAAGAAACAAAAAAAGAAAAGUGAAGAAGAAGAUAUUGAUGCUUUGCUGGAGUCCUUCUCAAAGGAGAAUUCAAAAUGCGUUUUUUCCAAAUGUCCAAAAAGUAUUAAAACUCUCGGUCAAAAAUGUCAAUUUUGUCAACAAAUGUUUUGCUUGUCUCACCAUAUGGCUGAAAUUCAUGGUUGUGGAAAUGCAGCCAAAGUUAAAGCACGGCAAGAUAUUUCUAAAUAUCAAGGUUCCAAACCACAUUCAAUGAACAAUAUAAAAAAAGCACAGCUUCAAAGAAAGCUGGAUAAUAAACUGAAUAAUAUGGAAGAUGAAAGGAAAAAAAAAUCUAAGGACUCAAAGAAGUAGAAAUUUUUUUGCAUCUGUUGUUAUUUAUAUUAUUAUUAUAUUUUUUAUGCGUUUUAUACAGAAGAAUUGCGGCAUCAACAGGCUUUAUUAUAAAGAAUCACUUAAAUUACCCUAUUACAGUGGCUGCUGGAAUAGUUAAACAUUUUGUGCAAUCUCCUAAAAAAAGUCCUCCGCAAUCGUUGAUGCAGUUGCUAAAGGAAAAAUUAUUUUGUGUUUGUAAAAUAAUGCUAAAGAUUUGUUUCUCAACAUAUAAACUAAGUAUUAUAUCAAUUUAAUCUAAGGUGUUGCAUAACAGUGAAUAAAGGAUAACAAUCUUUUCACUAUUUUUCAACCAAUAAAAAGUGUCAAGAAUUGAGUUAGGGAAAAAUCCAUUGCAAAAUUUUUUUCAUACUUCCCUAACUAAAUUCAUAGUUAGUGUGCUCGAAAAUGUUUAAAUAAUUUUAUUAUCAUCGCUAUUUUAGCGUUGUUUGCUUGGCAUUCUUGUUGAUGAGGAAAAUCACAAUAUAUUAAUUACCGAACAUUGAAACAUUUUUUUUUAUUUUAGACUAAACGCUCCUCUGAAAAACUUAACGUUUAACGUCCAAAUGUUUUGAUUCUCAGAAAUUCUUGUGUCUGAAAUGUUGAAUAGAAACACCAAGAAUCAUUUGUGUGCAAAUAAACGUCAUUGCCAUCGGAGGAAAAUAGCAUACAAACAAGGCGGAAUUUUAUACAUUAAAAAAUGUUCAAGCCUUCGUUAUGUUCCCACAUCUCUAUUAAACUCUCUUUUAAGAGUAAUAGAGUAAAUAUUGUGUUAAUUUUUGAUUGCGAUAAUGUGAUCCUAGACAGUUUAUGGAUAAAAGAUACUGCAACAAGAAACAUUGC
Molecule: messenger RNA, 3977 nt
Organism: Hydractinia symbiolongicarpus
Lineage: Eukaryota; Metazoa; Cnidaria; Hydrozoa; Anthoathecata; Hydractiniidae
Product: DNA-binding protein SMUBP-2-like
Exons: 12
Coding region: 207-3116 (969 amino acids)
Molecular function (GO): ATP binding; ATP hydrolysis activity; zinc ion binding
Source: RefSeq, a predicted model, not a curated record